UGAUAUAAACCGCUCUCCUCAGGUCCUAGUAAAGAGAUGCACCCCCUCCUGAACAUUCUGCAAGUCGUCAAAUUCUUUUUCGUAUAACAACCUUUCUGGUAUCUUCUUCCUGGAUACCAAUUGCUUUCCACGUAAGCCCGGGUCCCUUUUCGGAACCGUCGUAUCAGCUCCAAACGACAGAACAGUCACCCUCGGCCUGGAGAAGACAUACGAGCCAAUUCUUUGCUAGACUUCGAAGUUGCUCUCAGCUAUACACAUACCGAACAUGCCCUCCAAAUCAUCCCAAAAGGCAGCCCUUCCCGAACCCCAGGGCCUUAUAUAUGAUGAAUCGGACAUGGCCCUCUUCCGAGCAAAGCUAUCAUACCAUGCUACAAUAGACAGUCGACUCGCCUCAAACGACACCAAUCUUGUGUCCAUCUCCGAACACCAGGCCAGAAUUAUCAAGCGCUGGGAAAUGCUGAAGCAGGUGGAGAAGGAUAUGACAGACAAAGGCAAGAGUCUGUCUCCGGGCGAAAAGAAGCAACUGUCUCAGUACGAGUGGCGGUAUAAGAAUCUGGAAGAGCUCGCAAUUAAAAGCAACAGGUGAUCAGGGAGCGGAGGACAACAGCAAUUCGGGCUUCAACCUAGGGUGGCAUCGCAUCGCAGCGCAUCGCAUCAUUGGCGUUCACCUUUUUUGAUUUUUCCCCCUUUCUUCCUCAUUUAGAUUUAGGAUUAACAUCCUGCGU
This is a messenger RNA of Aspergillus versicolor CBS 583.65, 725 nucleotides long. RefSeq lists its product as uncharacterized. Bases 266 to 586 code for a protein of 106 amino acids. The transcript has a single exon. The record is from RefSeq and is a predicted model, not a curated record. NCBI's taxonomy places the organism in Eukaryota, Fungi, Ascomycota, Eurotiomycetes, Eurotiales, Aspergillaceae.